GUACAUUUGAGGAAGAGAGAGAGAGAGGGGGCAUCAUCGUCGCACUCUUAUCGAGAGAGAUUUCUGCAACCCAUGAGAGAGUGGGAGAGAGAGAGGGAGGGAGAUGUGGACUCUUCGAUUCUUUUACGGUGCAUACCAUCUCAGUGCAAGUGCUGUAGAGAAGGGGAUAUAUGUUGCCCGGUUGCUGCCUGGGAUUGUGCCUAAAGCCCUCAGGUUAUUGGUCUGCCAUGCACUCGUCUUGGUGAGACAAACAUGAAGCCUGCGUGAGACUUCUUCGGUGAGGAGAGCAGUUAAUUUGAAGCCGCGGUGGGUGGGCAUCCGUCUCCCAUGCCCGUCGAGGGCGCGCCGGCGAUGGCAGCAGAGGACGCGGGCGACCGCGACAUCGUCGAAUGGUUCGAGGCCGCCGCCGAGACCGCGGGCGCCGUCCAGUCGCAGACGCUCCACCGUAUCGUCGAGAGCAACGUCGGCUCCGAGUACCUUCGGAGGUGGCUCGGCGGCGACCUCCGCGUCCACGACUUGAGCCCCGCGGAGCUCGAGUCCCUGUUCACGUCCGCUGUCCCGCUCGCCUCCCAUGCAGACCUCGAGCCCUACAUCCAGCGGAUCGCCCAUGGCGAUGCCUCGCCUGUCCUCACCCAGCAGCCCAUCACCAUGCUCUCCCUCAGCUCUGGAACCACAGAUGGCAGGCCAAAGUAUGUGCCCUUCACACGCUUCAGCUCCCAGUCUACACUUCAGAUCUUUAGGCUCGCAGCUGCAUACAGAUCGAGGGUGUUUCCGAUAAGGUCUGGAGGCAGGAUCCUGGAGUUCAUCUACAGCAGCAAGCAGUUCCAGACCAAGGGCGGGCUCAUGGCAGGAACAGCGACCACCCACUACUUCGCAAGCCAAGAGUUCGAGACGAAGCAGAGGACCACCAAGUGCUUCACCUGCAGCCCGUUCGAAGUGAUCUCAGCGGGAGACUACAAGCAGUCCACCUACUGCCACCUCCUCUUCGGCCUGCUCUUCCAUAACGAGGUGGAGUUCGUGGCCUCCACCUUUGCCUACAGCAUAGUCCAAGCUCUGACGGCCUUUGAGGACCUGUGGGAGGAGCUGUGCGAGGACAUCAGACAAGGGACCCUUAGCUCCAAUAUCACCUUGCCGACGAUGAGGAAAGCUGUACUGGAGCACCUUAUGCCCAACCCAUCUCUGGCGUCCAAGAUCGAGAGGGACUGCGAAGAGCUGAGAAGCUCGGGCUGGUGCGGGUUGAUUCCUCACCUGUGGCCUAACGCCAAGUACAUCUACUCCAUAAUGACGGGAUCGAUGCAGCCCUACUUGAGGAAGCUGAGGCAUUAUGCAGGAGAGGUGCCACUGGUUUGUGCCGAGUAUGGGUCCACGGAGAGCUGGAUUGGGGUGAACUUGGAGCCGUUGAAUCCUCCGGAGAGAGUGGCUUUUACGGUGAUUCCUACCUUCUCUUACUUCGAGUUCAUCCCUCUGUACAAGCAGCAGAAGCAAGAUAGCUGCAGCACUAUGGUGAUUCCUGAUGACUUCGUGGAAGGCCAACCGGUGCCCCUGUGCAAGGUCUCCGUCGGGCAGCAAUAUGAGAUCGUCCUAACCACUUUCACAGGUCUCUACAGAUACAGGUUGGGAGAUGUGGUGGAGGUUGCAGGCUUCUACAAAGGUGCCCCGCAGCUAACUUUUGUCUGCAGGAGAAAGCUCAUCCUGACGGUGAACAUCGACAAAAACACAGAGAGGGACCUGCAACUCGCGGUGGAGAAGGGGAGCGGCCUCCUGAGCCGGACCAAGGCUGAGUUGGUGGACUUCACCAGCCACGCCGACGUGGCGCACCACCCGGGCCACUACAUCAUAUACUGGGAGAUCAAGGGCGAGGUGGAGGAGGGCGUCCUCCGGGAGUGCUGCCGCGAGAUGGACGCGGCCUUCGUCGAUCAGGGCUACGUGGUGUCCCGGAAGACGAGCUCCAUCGGGCCGCUGGAGCUGCGGAUCGUGGAGACCGGCACGUUUCGAAAGAUAAUGGAGCACUUCAUCGGCAACGGCACCGCCAUGAGCCAGUUCAAGACGCCAAGGUGCACUACCAACCAGGUGCUGCUCAGCAUACUCGACUGCUGCACCGUCAAGAGCUUCCGGAGCACGGCAUACGCGCCAUAGCAAGUUUCCAGCCGAGGAAGAAGCUCGAGGCUCCUGCAAUUAGCCCAACGACUGUAGCUACAUUGAAGAAGACUGUGAUGCUACCAGCCAAGACUGCAUUGAUUUAAGAGUAGACAAAUCGUUUGCACUGUCUCUCUCUCUCUCUCUCUCUCUCUGUAUAUAUAUGUUAUAUUUGCAUUAGCUGCUUGGAUGGCCGGACUUUUGUCCCUUGUUCACCUCAUUAACGUCCGAGGUAAAGUGGGUCGUUUGCUCUGCUUCUGGCAAGCAGUGAUUAAACAUUUGACUACUACCCAUAUAUGUUGACCUUCAAAAUAAUCUUUUGACCAA
Messenger RNA from Musa acuminata AAA Group (dessert banana), 2463 nucleotides. Its product is annotated as indole-3-acetic acid-amido synthetase GH3.10-like. Lineage: Eukaryota; Viridiplantae; Streptophyta; Magnoliopsida; Zingiberales; Musaceae. The record is from RefSeq and is a predicted model, not a curated record. The transcript is spliced from 4 exons. Gene Ontology annotation, molecular function: acid-amino acid ligase activity. Bases 328 to 2136 code for a protein of 602 amino acids. Gene Ontology annotation, cellular component: cytoplasm.